ACUCUUGCAACUCAAUAACUCUAUCUCACCUGGACUUUUAUUCUGAAUCAACAACUACAGUUAUGGGACAUUUCAACAACACUUUUUUUUAAAAACACAUUAAUUAUUUUUAAAUGCACUAAAAUGUAUUCAGAAAUGCCCGGCAACAUGGCAGUCAACUGGGUUUUGUAUUCUGUUUUUUUACUGCCACUAUUCGCAGUGGGCGCUGCUUUCUCGGGGGUCUUCAACGCCUCGGACAGAGACAUUUUCACAGAUGACUUGCUGCAGGUGAAGCUCACACAAGCCAGAGCGACCGAGCAGUGGAAACUCCUCUCCUCCGAUUCCCACCCCAACCUAUAUUUUAACCAAGUGGAUGUGUUGCACUUGAGGCAAAGGUCCACCACCACCCACAGUCACAUAUUUAAAGUCAUCCGGGCCGCUGCGCUCAGCAUGUUGGCAAAUGUUCCCUCUUACAUGCCCCCUGCGAAACAUGCAGAGUUUACGAGCAAGUGGAAUGAGAUUUAUGGGAACAACCUGCCUCCUCUGGCUCUCUACUGCCUGCUGCGCCCAGAGGACUCUGCUGCCCUGCAGUUUCUUAUCAAGUUUAUGGAUAGGAUGGCUGAGUACCCCGACUGGAAGGUGACCAGCGCUCCUAACGACGAGGUCCCCACGGCGCACUCGCUCACUGGGUUUGCUACAGCCUAUGACUUUAUUUACUCCCGCCUGGACGAGCGCCGGCGGGUCGUUUACUUCAAGAAAAUUCGCUCUGAGACGGAGGAGCUGUUUGACCUCUCAAAGCACAGAGGGUGGGGCAAACAGUACCUCCAAAACCAUCAAACCACCAACAUAUUAGCCGUCCUGAUCGGCGCAAUCGUGGUGGGGUCGCACGACGACCGGGAGUCGAUGAUCUGGAAACAAGUGGCAACGAACUACAUGGAGAAAACGAUGUUCCUCCUGAACCACGUUGUCGAUGGGUCUCUGGAUGAGGGGGUAGCGUACGGGAGCUACACAGCCAAGUCCAUCACCCAGUACGUCUUCUUAGCUCAGCGCCAUUUCAACAUCGACAACCUGCAGAGCAACUGGCUCCGGGGACACUUCUGGUUUUAUUACGCCACUCUGCUGCCGGGCUUCCAGAGGACAGUGGGCAUCGCCGACUCCAACUACAACUGGUUUUACGGGCCGGAGAGCCAGCUCGUUUUCCUCGACACUUUCGUCAUGAGGAACGGGACGGGCAACUGGCUGGCUCAGCAGAUUAGAAAGCACCGGCCCAAGGACGGUCCCAUGGGGCAGUCGUCCGCCCAGCGCUGGGCUACCCUUCACACGGAAUACAUCUGGUACGACUCCCUGCUCACGCCGCAGCCGCCCCACGACUUUGGGAAAGCCAGGAUGCAUAUUUUCUCAAACUGGGGCGUGGUUACGUACGGCGCCGGCCUCCCGAGCGGCCAGGGUAAUACUUUUGUGUCCUUUAAGUCGGGCAAGCUGGGGGGCCGCGCCGUCUAUGACAUCGUCCACGACAAGCCGUACUCCUGGGUGGACGGCUGGAACAGCUUCAACCCGGGUCACGAGCACCCGGAUCAGAACUCGUUCACGUUCGCUCCCAACGGACAGGUGUUCGUGUCCGAAGCCCUCUACGGUCCGAAGUACAGCUACCUCAACAACGUGUUGGUGUUCAGUCCGUCUCCCACCAGCCAGUGCAACGCGCCGUGGGAGGGGCAGUUGGGGGAGUGCGCCAAGUGGCUGCGCUGGACCGACGAGGGGGUGGGCGACGCCAAAGGGGAGGUGAUCGCCGCGUCCUCCCACGGGGACACCAUGUUCGUGAGCGGCGAAGCGGCGUCGGCGUACUCCCCCGCCAUGAGGCUGAAGAGCGUGUACCGAGCUUUAGUCCUGCUGAACUCGCAGACCCUGCUGGUGCUCGACCACGUCGAGAAGUGGAGCGACUCGCCCGUGAAGUCGCUCAGUGCUUUCUUCCACAACCUAGACAUUGACUUUAAAUACGUCCCGUUCAAAUUCAUGGACCGAUAUAACGGCGCCAUGAUGGACGUGUGGGACGCUCAUUAUAAAAUGUUCUGGUUCGACAGCCAGGGUCACAGCCCCGAUACCAAGAUCCAAGAGGCAGAGCAGGCGGCGGAGUUUAAAAAGAGGUGGACUCAGUUCGUCAAUGUCACUUUUCCAGUGACGGGCCCAGUGAGCAGGGUAGCGUACGUGUUGCACGGCCCAUAUGUCAAAGUCUCCAGCUGUAGAUUUGUGGAUAGCAGCGAAGACGGAGUGAGGAUUUCUUUAACCAUAAAUAACACGGAGACGAUCGUCUCCAUCGCGACAAACUACAAAGACAUCGGCGCGAGGUCGACUUAUUUAGGAUUCGGAGGUCACUGUAAAGUUGAGGAUAGGAAUCAGAUCACUCGAUUUGGCCUUGGGACUCAGCUCAUCCCCAAACCAAUCAGCGGCAACAAUCAGCUGUUUGAGUUUGGCUUCGCAGUCAACGUGAUCGCGGGCGUGGUCCUCUGCGUGGCCAUCGUGUUCCUGACCCUGCAGAGAAAGUUUUACGUCUGCUUCAGCCGGCUGAUGCGCUACGCCCUCCUCUCGGUGCUCAUCCUGUGGAUCGCCGAGCUGCUGUUUGUGUCCAACAGCUGCGAUCAGCUCCUCUGCGGGGUCAAAUGGAAAGUCGCGGGCGGCAAAAGCGAAGCCGACGAACAAAUCAGGCUGUACGAGCAGCGGCGGCUCCCCCUACCCACCGUCGUCGUGACGACCCUUCCCGGAUCGGGGUCGGAAAUACUCAAGCACCUUUUCUACAACAGCUCGGACUUCGUUUACAUCAGAGUCCCCACGGAGCACGUGGACGUUCCCGAGACCGAGUUUGAGUUCGACUCGCUGGUCGACGCCUGCGAGUGGUCGCGGUCGGACGCCGCGCGGGGGCGCUUCAAGAUCAUUCAGGGCUGGCUGCAUUCGCUGGUUCGCAACACCAAGAUGCACUUGCAGAAUAUUCAGCUGGCAGAGGGCAGUCGGGUCAGACAGCCCCAGAGAGCCGGCGCCUCUAGGGACGGAAAGAAAAGGUCCGGGAGGAGAGAGCCGGCGUCUGAGCUGAAGGGCAAGCUGAGAGCGAGCCUGGACCGGGAUGCAGAGUCCGUGAGGGAGAUGAGGCGGCACGUGGCCGAGUACCCCAACGCCCGCGUGGUCCUCAACCUGCGGAGCGGAAGCUGGGCGCUCAAGCUGCCGUUCAUCCAGGAGGUCGUGGGGUCUUCCCUGAGGACGAUCUACCUGGUGAGAGACCCUCGAGCGUGGAUUUAUCUCAUGGUCUACAACAGCAAACCCAGCCUCUACGCCCUCAAAAACAUCCCGCAGCACCUCUCCUUGAUGUUCAAGGGGGACGCCGCGUGCCCGACCGCGGCGCCGGAGUUCCAACUGAUCCGGAGGCUGCUGGCCCGUUCCGAGAGCGACCCCGUCCUCAUGCUGGCCCACCUGUGGCGGGCUCACACGGCGGCGGCGCUGCGAGUCAGCGAGAGCCUCCCCGAGGAGUCCUUCCUCCAAGUGAGGUUCGAGGACGUGGUGGACUUCCCGCAGGAGACGGCGGAGAGCAUCCACGCGUUCCUCGGGGUGCCCGUGUCGCCCGCCGCCCUCAACGAACUUCUGUUCACCACCUCCACGAACCUGUACAACCUCAUGUACGAGGGGGACAUCUCCCCGGCCAACAUUAACACGUGGAGGCAAAAUAUGCCGCGAAAGGACAUCAGACUAAUAGAGGACGUGUGUGGGGGCGUGAUGGGGAGGCUGGGUUACACCAGCUGACCUGCUGCUGCCGGUCGGCCGAUAUCGAACGGUCGAGUUUGACCGUCGCUGCCAUCGAGUUCCGCAAAGGUUUAUUUUGUUGUCUUUUUUUGUUGUUGCACUGACCUUAAAUUGAAAAAAAGAAGAAGACGUUACGAGUCGAGGAGAAACCGAGUAGCAUUUCUGUCUUGUUUUUCUUUCUUACCCGCUGUGUUUGUUUGGGUGUUGUACAGACAACAGAUGUUCGCGAGGGAGGAAUAUUUUACGUUAAAAUAGGUGAGCUCAUGUUCCCUUCACGCUCACCUGUAGCACUUUUUGUCCCGAGCGAGACUUGAGACGAGAACCCGGCGUACAUUGCGUUAUUGCAGCGGCUCGGUCUCGCCGUGGAGGUUGUUUACUGUUUGUCUUAGUGAGAGAUGAGGAAUGAGAGUUUGGCUGAUCCCUAAUCUGUGAUGCCAGAGAAAUGUUUGCGCAAAAUCCAUUAUCUGUUUUAAAUGCCUCAUUAGUUCUUUUUCUGGUUGGAAACAGAUUUGUUAUGAAGCUCAUUAGGAGGAGGAAGGCUCGCGCUUAUUGACAGACUUGUAAUUUGUAGCUUUGGGAGAUCAUUUCAUCACAAAGAGCAGUCGGGCUGUCAGCUCACCAUCUGAACUCCGUGUUGAAAACUCCAAAAAGCUGUCAGAGGAGCAGAAAGCGGCGCUUUAUUGCUCCAAUAUAGACGAGUGAAUGAAACAGAUUAUAUUGUCAUCUUGCUCAAAUAUGUCACGACGGCUCGGUGGCUUAGCACUUUCUCCUUUGAUUGUGUGUUUAGCGCAUAUUCCAAAACUAAGUGUACUUUAUGCACUCGAUUAACUCAGAAAUAUAAGACGUCUGAAAAUACGUGAAUCUCAGAGGAGAUUAUGUGAAGAAGAAAGAAAGUUAGAAGUAUUUAUGGGUUCCAUAGACACAUAUCCCAAAGGAUAAGGACUGAAUAUGAUUAUUUUUCCUCCCUUUGGCAUUUAUUGAAUUAGAUCAGAGGAAUGUGCUUAAUAGGAAUCAAAGUGAAGAAGAAAAAAAAAAAUAGAAAACUGUCAGCCUUGACACAUUUCUAGUGAAAGCAAUUUCCAAAGUAUCCCCCUCAGCUACUCAUAUUAAUCUGCAAGAUGCCAUAACUGAGGCGUACCCUGUGUGUUUUAUUGUUGUGCUGUUUUCACUGUAAAACCCUGAAGGAUAUGCAAACAAUAUUCCAUUUCCCGUCGUGGUCAAUCUCAUAUCCGAUGAUCUUUUUUUGGGGGGGCCUUUGUCGUGAGAGAGCUCCGAAUGGGCUGAUUAUGAUUAUGAAGUAUCGCUUCGAGAAGAAAAGUCAGAGACCAUUUCGACCCUGUGAUGCUCUCUGUGACGGGAUAUGCUGUACUGUAAAUGGAUCACAUGUAACAUGCAGAUGGUUCACUCAAUUAAGGACCGCCCCCUCCUUUUAAACACACAUACUGUGCCCAUUUAGAAAUAUCCAUCUUCCCUCAGCUAGAAACCGUCCCGUUUGUUUUUCCUCUCUCUGCGAACGCUGAACCGCCGUCGACUGCCUGGAAAAAGCCGUUUGAUGUUCGUGAUCUUUGAAUGUGUAGACUUGGCAGACAUGCAUUUCACUUUGGUGUUGCAAUCCCGUUACCAACUCUGUUUUUGUAUUUUGCUCGUGGGGAUACGGUUCCUUGCUUCUGUGGCCUUGAAUUACAAUCAUUCUCUUUACAACAUUUUUUUCUUCUUCUUCUUCUUCUUCUUCUUCUUCUUCUUCUUCUUCUUCUUCGGGCUCUGGGGCAAGUGGUGGAGGGAAUGUAAAAAAUAUAAUAAAUUCAUGAAUAUAUCGGCAAACAAG
Pseudoliparis swirei is the source of this 5587-nucleotide messenger RNA. RefSeq names its product dermatan-sulfate epimerase-like protein. Gene Ontology annotation, molecular function: chondroitin-glucuronate 5-epimerase activity. The record is from RefSeq and is a predicted model, not a curated record. Bases 124 to 3762 code for a protein of 1212 amino acids. Lineage: Eukaryota; Metazoa; Chordata; Actinopteri; Perciformes; Liparidae. The transcript has a single exon.